Molecule: messenger RNA, 2047 nt
Organism: Hevea brasiliensis (rubber tree)
Lineage: Eukaryota; Viridiplantae; Streptophyta; Magnoliopsida; Malpighiales; Euphorbiaceae
Product: pyruvate kinase, cytosolic isozyme
Exons: 3
Coding region: 360-1889 (509 amino acids)
Biological process (GO): glycolytic process
Cellular component (GO): cytoplasm
Molecular function (GO): potassium ion binding; magnesium ion binding; pyruvate kinase activity
Source: RefSeq, a predicted model, not a curated record
GGAGAUCAAAAUUUAGGUGUUUGUUUCCCAUUUGAUAAUGGAUUACUAUACAAAGUGGAAUAUGCCUUUUCUCCAAUCCACGUACGGUUUUCUAAUUUUCUUUAGCCUUAGUCGGUGACUGAAAGCCUAUAUAUAAGUAGAAUCAGAAUUGAAAACCCAAGAAACGAAAGCAACCCUUGUAGUGUUUUCGAGUCGUAAACCCUUCAAAAACCCUCUCACAAAGCAUCUUUCGGUUGGAGUUAAAAACAACCCUCUUUUGUUUCCCAUCACUGCAUUGCUAAAAACCAGUGCUUUAGCCUCUCUCCUCUUCUCUCUUUUUCCGUUUUUGUUUGUUGAAUCAGUGAUACGUAGUAGUGAUAAUGGAGAAGGUAUUGGGAAGACAGGGCUCGGUUGUGGUGGGAGAUCAGAGGAGGCCAAAGACAAAGAUAGUGUGUACGUUAGGGCCUCAGUCAAGAUCUGUUGAUAUAUUGGAGCGGCUUUUGAAGGCUGGUAUGAGCGUUGCUCGCUUCAACUUCUCUCAUGGAACUCAUGCCUAUCAUCAAGAAACCCUUAACAAUCUCAGAACUGCCAUGAACAACACUGGCAUUCUUUGUGCUGUCAUGUUGGAUACUAAGGGGCCAGAAAUUCGAACAGGGUUCUUGAAGGAUGGGAAGCCUGUACAGCUAAAGCAAGGCCAAGAGAUUCUUAUCUCUACUGAUUAUGGCUUAAAGGGUGAUGAGAAUAUGAUCUGUAUGAGCUACAAAAAGUUGGCUGAAGAUGUCAAGCCAGGAAGUGUUAUUUUGUGUUCUGAUGGCUCAAUUUCACUAAGAGUUUUGGCUGGUGACAAGGAAAAUGGACUUGUCCAUUGCCGCUGUGAAAAUUCUGCUGUUUUGGGUGAGAAGAAGAAUGUCAAUCUUCCAGGAGUAAUUGUUGAUCUGCCUACCUUAACAGAGAAGGACGAAGAGGAUAUCCUGCAAUGGGGAAUUCCAAAUAAGAUUGACAUGAUUGCGCUAUCCUUUGUUCGCAAAGGUUCAGACCUGGUAGAGGUCAGAGAGCUACUUGGAGAGCAUGCAAAGAACAUCCUUCUUAUGUCUAAGGUUGAAAAUCAAGAAGGGGUCAUGAAUUUUGAUGAGAUCCUUAUGAAUUCGGAUGCAUUUAUGGUGGCACGUGGUGACCUGGGAAUGGAGAUUCCAAUUGAGAAGAUAUUCCUAGCUCAGAAGCUGAUGAUCCACAAGGCUAAUUUACAGGGGAAACCGGUGGUAACUGCAACUCAGAUGUUGGAGUCCAUGAUCAAGUCUCCAAGGCCUACUCGAGCUGAAGCUACUGAUGUUGCCAAUGCAGUUCUUGAUGGUACUGAUUGUGUGAUGCUUAGUGGAGAAACUGCUGCUGGAGCCUAUCCUGAACUUGCUGUUCAAACCAUGGCCAGAAUUUGCAAAGAGGCUGAGGACUUCAUAAAUUAUGGAGAUCUUUUUAAGAGAAUUAUGGAAAAUGCAUCUAUGCCCAUGAGCCCAUUGGAGAGUUUGGCUUCCUCAGCAGUAAAGACAGCAAACAGUGUCAAAGCAGCUUUUAUUUUAGUACUAACUAGACGUGGAAACACAGCAAAGCUGUUGUCUAAGUACCGACCAAGCAUGCCAAUUUUGUCCGUGGUUGUUCCUGAGAUUAAAACUGAUUUCUUUCAGUGGUUAUGCAGCGAUGAAACUCCAGCUAGGCAUAGCCUUAUUUACAGGGGUCUGGUGCCUGUUUUGAGUUCAGGCUCUGCAGGAGCUUCUCAUAGUGAGUCUACAGAAGAAACAAUUGAGCAAGCCUUACAGUAUGCUAAGGAGAAGGGAUUUUGCAACCCAGGAGAUUCAAUUGUUGUACUGCACAAGAUUGAUAUUGCUUCUGUCAUCAAAAUCCAGUUUGUAUGGUGAUGAUACCGUGAACAAUUCGGGUCAAGAGUGUUCUAGAUUUUGCAAGUUUCUCUUUGGUUUAAUUAGUGUUGGAACUAUGUUAAUUAAAUGAUUUCUGACGUGCGUUCUAGUUAUAAAAAAUUUAAAUGAGCAUCUUUAUAAUUUCAUUUUUUUUUUUC